CAGUAGGCCGAACUGUUUUCAGCACCGAAGGCCAAAGAAGGGUAACAUAAUGGCGUUAGCUUCUUCCUCUGCUGCUUUUCUGAAUUGCAACGCCUCUUUCUUCGUUAUCCGAAGGCAACACUGCCCUUCUCGUACAGCUUUCCUCUGCACCAUACCCUUCUCUUCUUUACCUCGUUCGCUGUCUUCCUCGAGGCGUCGAUGUCCCGCACCUAUCAUUUCUUCUCUCAAGGAGAAUUUGGGUCACCUCUCCAAGACUUGGAGCGAUUUUACCAGCUUAAACUAUUGGGUCGUUCGGGACUAUCACCGGCUAGUUAAUUCUGUUAACGCCCUCGAGCCGCAGAUUCAGGGACUAUCUGAUGCACAGCUGACUGCAAAAACAACGGAGUUCCGAGACCGGCUAAGACAAGGGCAGACACUUGCGGACAUUCAAGCUGAGGCAUUUGCUGUUGUUCGUGAAGCUGCGAGGAGGAAGCUGGGAAUGCGGCACUUUGACGUGCAGAUCGUUGGUGGAGCAGUGCUUCACGAUGGUUCAAUCGCUGAGAUGAAGACAGGUGAAGGAAAAACACUGGUUUCAACGUUAGCUGCGUAUCUUAAUGCCCUUACUGGCGAGGGUGUUCAUGUGGUUACUGUCAAUGAUUACCUAGCUGAACGAGAUGCAGAGUGGAUGGGUCGUGUUCAUCGUUUCCUCGGCCUUUCUGUGGGUCUUAUCCAAAGGGGAAUGACAGCUGAAGAGAGGAGAUCUAACUACAGAUGUGAUAUUACUUACACCAAUAACUCAGAGCUUGGUUUUGAUUACCUCCGAGAUAACCUUGCUGGAAGUAGUGAACAACUUGUGAUGCGAUGGCCAAAACCAUUUAACUUUGCAAUAGUUGAUGAAGUUGAUUCAGUCCUUAUUGAUGAGGGGAGAAAUCCUCUAUUGAUAAGUGGUGAGGCAAGCAAAGAUGCCGCACGAUAUCCAGUUGCUGCAAAAGUUGCUGAACUGCUUGUACGGGGCUUUCAUUAUAAUGUGGAGCUGAAGGACAAUUCAGUGGAAUUGACUGAAGAAGGAAUUGCACUGGCUGAGAUGGCACUUGAAACAAAGGACUUAUGGGAUGAAAAUGACCCAUGGGCUAGAUUCGUUAUGAAUGCUUUGAAGGCUAAAGAGUUCUAUCGGCGGGAUGUCCAAUAUAUUGUUAGAAAUGGGAAGGCUCUUAUAAUCAAUGAGUUGACAGGGAGAGUAGAAGAGAAAAGGAGAUGGUCUGAGGGGAUUCAUCAGGCUGUAGAGGCUAAAGAAGGUCUCAAAAUUGAGGCUGAUUCUGUUGUCGUAGCACAAAUCACAUAUCAAUCACUGUUUAAGCUCUAUCCAAAGCUGUCAGGGAUGACUGGGACUGCAAAAACUGAAGAGAAAGAGUUCUUGAAAAUGUUUCAGAUGCCAGUUAUUGAAGUGCCAACAAAUCUGCCAAACAUUCGCAAGGAUUUACCUAUUUUAGCUUUUGCGACUGCACGUGGUAAAUGGCAACAUGUUCGAGAAGAAGUUGAGAGCAUGUUUAGACAAGGUCGUCCGGUUUUAGUGGGUUCCACAAGUGUUGAAAAUUCUGAAUAUUUGUCUCACUUGCUGAGAGAAUGGAAAAUCCCCCACAAUGUUCUCAAUGCACGACCCAAGUAUGCUGGUAGGGAGGCUGAAAUUGUUGCCCAAGCAGGGCGCAAAUAUGCCAUCACCAUUUCCACAAAUAUGGCUGGCAGGGGCACUGACAUAAUCCUGGGGGGAAAUCCAAAGAUGCUUGCAAAGGAAAUCAUUGAGGAUGGCCUGCUUUCCUUUUUGACACAAGACACUCCUAAUACAGAGGUCGAUGGCGAGCCAAUUUCACAAAAGGUAUUAUCAAAGAUAAAGGUUGGACCUUCUUCACUAGCUUUGCUAGCUAAGACAGCACUCAUGGCCAAACAUGUAUGCAAAAAUGAGGGUAAGAGCUGGACAUAUCAGGAAGCAAAGUGUAUUAUUUCAGAGUCUGUGCAGAUGGGCCAGUCAACAGAUUUGCAAGAGAUGGAGAUGCUUGUUAAUGAGCAGUCUGAGAUGUAUCCACUUGGUCCUUCAAUUGCACUUACUUAUCUCUCAGUUCUUAAGGAUUGUGAGACACAUUGCUUCAAUGAAGGAUUGGAGGUGAAGAGGCUUGGGGGCCUUCAUGUAAUUGGAACAUCAUUGCAUGAGUCUCGGAGAAUAGAUAACCAGCUCCGUGGCAGAGCAGGAAGGCAAGGGGAUCCUGGAUCAACCCGGUUUAUGGUGAGCUUGCAAGAUGAGAUGUUUCAGAAGUUCAAUUUUGACACGGAAUGGGCUGUGAAACUUAUAUCAAAGAUCACAAACGAUGAGGAUAUACCAAUUGAAGGUGAUGCAAUUGUAAAGCAGCUUUUGGCUCUACAAAUUAAUGCGGAGAAGUACUUUUUUGGCAUAAGAAAGAGCCUGGUAGAGUUCGAUGAAGUGCUAGAGGUGCAAAGAAGACAUGUAUAUGAGCUUAGGCAAUUAAUUUUAACAGGUGACUCUGAAAGUUGUUCCCAGCACAUAUUCCAGUACAUGCAAGCAGUGGUGGAUGAAAUCAUUUUUGGAAAUGUUGAUCCACUGAAGCAUCCAAGCAAGUGGAAUUUUAGCAAGCUCUUGAAAGAGUUCAAAGCAAUUGCUGGGAAGAUUUUAGAAGACUCUUUUGCAGCAAUUACUGACGAAGCUUUACUGAAAUCUGUCAGACAUCUCCACGAGUUAAGAUCUGUAAAUAUCAUUGACUUCCACCUUCCAAACUUGCCAUCACCUCCGAACACCUUUAGAGGAAUCCGUAGGAAGAGCUCUUCACUGAAACGUUGGCUUGCCAUAUGCUCUGAUGAUUCAACUAAAGAUGGAAGGUACCAACCAACUGUUAAUCUUCUUCGGAAGUACCUAGGAGAUUAUUUAAUUGCAUCCUAUUUGGACAUCGUAAAAGAAUCUGGUUAUGAUGAUGCAUAUGUGAAAGAAAUAGAGAGGACAGUGCUUCUGAAGACUUUAGAUUGUUUCUGGAGGGAUCAUCUUGUAAAUAUGAACAGGCUCAGUUCUGCUGUGAAUGUGAGAAGUUUUGGGCACAGAAAUCCUCUUGAGGAGUACAAAAUUGAUGGUUGUCGAUUUUUUAUCUCAAUGCUUAGUGCUACUCGUAGGCUAACUGUUGAAUCACUCUUGGCAUACUGGUCGUCUCCAAUGGAGUCACAAGAACUGUAUGUAUCAUAGAGGCAGAACUGUUGCAAUGCUGAAGAUGGUCAGCUACAUGACCUGAAUCCUGGUCCGGGAAGAUCAGUACUGCAUAUGUUGAACUCCUUUGCCACUACAAUUUUAAGAAAUGAGUUGGACAAGAUCAUCUUCAGGAAGCGUGUUUAAUGAGUCUGGGUUGAUUCAUUUUAUUGCUUCAAAGAAACACUGUUUUCAUUAGCUAAGUGCUGCUGGCUCAAUCUGAUUAAAAGGUCUCUUGAACCUUUAACUUGAUUCUAAUAUCCACAUAGUGAGAGCUGUGCCGAAAGCUACUGGUACAUGGUAAGGUGUCCCAUGUAGUAGGACGAAGAGUCGGUAAUGGAGAGGCUGAACAGUCACACCCACCAUAAGGCUACCAAGCAAACAGGCUUUUCCUCCGUACCCAAAGAAAAGUUCCUGGAUUGAAGUUCUUACCCACCACUCCCAAAAAUAGGGACACUGCAGGCACUGACACAGAUGUACUGAGGCAUUUAUUGGAACCCUAUACUUCAAGUGAGUUCUUUGCUACAUUGGGGAGAAUAAUGUUCCUUAUCCCUAUAAAAAAAGCAUAAACCUAGAACUACAUCCCAUGGUGUGAAUGGGUGUAGACCGGGAAAACUGUUCAUCUGUAGAAGAGCACGAUUCUGAGGAUUGAGCAAUCUGAAUUUAUGUUAAAAGAGUUUUAGUUUUGAAGCAAGAGAUGAAAAUAAGUACACUGGCUUGCUUUCUUGUUCCCUGUUGUUAACUGGGAUUUGCUUGCCAGACGGGGCAGUUCAAGGGGCUUGAAGACCAAUGCAGCAGGGCUCUCUUCUCUUGUUGCCAAAGUUGGUCUUGUGUCAUAGUCUUCACAUUCAGAAUUGGGUAUAAUGUAUAUGCUGUUGUUUCUUUAUAUUGAAUUGGAGAUGAGUUGAAGUUUUAAAUCAGUUUAUCGUGUUGUCCUUGUGAUUGUAAACCUUGUGGCUGAUUGUAUACAAGUUUGUUAGCUCUA
Molecule: messenger RNA, 4205 nt
Organism: Diospyros lotus (date-plum)
Lineage: Eukaryota; Viridiplantae; Streptophyta; Magnoliopsida; Ericales; Ebenaceae
Product: protein translocase subunit SECA2, chloroplastic
Exons: 34
Coding region: 50-3220 (1056 amino acids)
Biological process (GO): protein targeting; protein import
Cellular component (GO): chloroplast envelope; membrane
Molecular function (GO): ABC-type protein transporter activity; ATP binding
Source: RefSeq, a predicted model, not a curated record